Numida meleagris (helmeted guineafowl) is the source of this 4263-nucleotide messenger RNA. RefSeq names its product chromosome 1 C12orf50 homolog (gene ZC3H11D). Bases 306 to 1520 code for a protein of 404 amino acids. The transcript is spliced from 11 exons. The record is from RefSeq and is a predicted model, not a curated record. Lineage: Eukaryota; Metazoa; Chordata; Aves; Galliformes; Numididae.
UCACAAGAUCUAGAGUAACAGUGGAAACCGUGGAUACGUAACAUUCUGCCCUUGCUUGCAGCCGUCUUUGACCGUUAGCAAACCUGGCCACCUCCUUACUUCUGCUGUGCUUAGUUUUAGCUACGCUGUCAUUUGGAGUUUUAUUUCAAAACAGAAGCAGAGUCAAAGUUCUGAAAACCCAAUUUUUAAAGAAAACUACUGUUUUCAGGAUAAAAUUAAGAUUUCCCUGUACAUUGAUAGCUUUUAUGUUUUAAUGUAUGCUCUGCCUGAAUAAAACGAGUAGAGUAGAUGCAUAAGAAGUGAAAAUGGCUGAAGGUGGGAAUGAACGCUGUUUUUAUUCUCCAUACGCACAGCAAAACUGCAGCAACAUCUUGUGUUUCUGGGAAACGCAGCCAUUAGGCUGUGUGAGGAUCAGUUGCGUCUUCCAUCACAGCAAACCUCGUAAUAUAAAUGGACUUUUUCUGCCACCUAGUAACAAUACUGUAUUUCAACAGGAAGGCCAAGAAGGGAUACUGAAUUCAGCCCAUAGUCAAGAAUCGCUCAGAAUUCAGGAGAAUUUUUUAAUACCAAUUCACCCUCCACUGAUUAUAAACCUCAGCAACAAAAAGGAGGAUGAAGAUGAGGAUGAAGAGGAAGAUGAAGACUACAAAAAUAAUAUUUGUGAUUUGUUGGAAAAGACUGCUGCAGACAUUGAAGAGGAAAGAGCAAUAAAGGAAGUGUGCUAUAAAUCUGGAGAAUAUUACAGGAUUCAGUACCCUCAGGAACACCAGUCAACAGAAUUCGUAUCUCCAUCUCCGUCUUUGGAAAAUGAGCAAUUACCAAUGGAAACCGUCGAGCAUGAUCUGUGGAAAGGUGACAGUAAUGCAAUUCCUACAAAAUUUAAUAAUAUGAAAAGAGAGAGAGAGACUUCAGGAAGGAAAGUAUCAGUAAAGUGUGUUAACAGAACAGAUGAUAAAUCCUGUGAAAAUGAAGAAGGUGAUUAUUUUGUGGCACAGAGAAACAAAUUUGUUAAUGGGAAAAGAAGUGAGGCAGUACCUUUUGAAAAAAUACCAACUGCAUCAAAGUAUUCAAAUGUAAAAGCAAACAGCUCUGAACGGGUGAGGAAAUACCACUUUAAGGGAGUAAAGAAAAAGAAAUGGAUUUCUGAGGAGCAAAGAAACUCACCUAAUACAGGAACAGGCAAAGGAAUUCCCACUUCAUAUUCAAAAGUUAAGCCAAGUUACCAACGAAAUUAUCCAAGAAAGGAUGAUGAAACUGCUUCUUCUGUUCGUUCUGUGAGACAAACUGAAAGAAACCCUUAUUUCAAUUCUUCAGAACCUCGAAGAUCAGUGUAUGUGUUCUACCGUAAUGUCAGAGUCCUACAGGAUCCAAUGUUUAAUGGAUCUACAGACAAAUAUUCUUCAGGAUCGUACAGUGCACCAACUUGGAGAAAAAGAAAUCCACAUGCAAAGACAUUCUCUAAGUUUAAAACAACCAUUCAGAGCCAAGAAGAAAUGGAGAUGAAGAAAAAAGGAGAAUGAUUUAUAGGCAGCAGAAAGAUAUGAAGCCAAUAAUUCAACUUUGAAGAAAAAUUUAAGUUACAGAAGAAAAUCAAAUACUGCACAACUGGACACCGAAAUGAUACAAUAAGAUGCAGGAAGUACACUCUAACAUUGAAAAACGAUAAAGAUGUAUAUUAAAAGUAUUUUCCGUAUGUGCACCUAUAAAGGUCUUCAAUCUGCUCACAAAAUUUAAUCUGCUGUGAAAAUUUGACAGUAGAAAUGAUUUUUUACAGACUUCAGCUAUAUACUGCAAGACCGAUAGUAAAAGAUCCUUCAGCAGUCUUCUCCCAUUUUGUUGGACAGAUGCUUUAACGCAUAAUUAUUAAUAUGAAUAGAUACUAUUAACUGUACUUGGAACUUUCAUAGGACUUCGAAUCAAUACUGAUGCAUUCUAGAAAAUGUCUGUGUUGCUGUGAAAGUCAGAUUCACAGAUGAUGUAAUUGUUAGGUGUUUGGGGGUUCAGUCUGAGUUUGAUCUUGAUAUGUCACCAUUUUUGCAAGAAUUAACUGAAAUGUGUUUCUACACACAUUUUAAACAAAUGUAUAAAAGAUUUGAUAAAGACAGGGUCUUAAUAUUGCUUUCUGAAAAAACAAACUGUCUAAGUGUUUGUAAUGAACGACAGCCUACUGUUGUUUCCCUAGAAGGCGUAAAUUUGUUUUACCAUCUUUUCUUCAUUUCAGUGAUCUUUGUUGUUGUUCUAUAUGAUCUGUCAGUUUGGUUUCUUGCCUGUAAAUGGAGAGAAUGGGAUUUGAUCACCUUCAUUCUUCAAUUGGUUCAAUAUGUCAAACAUUAAACGGCAAUGUGUGAAAAUAUAUUGACUGCCACACCAGAAGGCAGAUGUACGCAGGAAGUAGAGCCCAAAAGAGGAUCUUUAGAAGAUUAAGACAAAUGCCUUCAAAAAGUCAAAAUAGCUUUGAAUACUGAAAAUUGCGUAAUGUGUGUGCCACGUAACAGAAAGAGACAUGUUUCAAAGCGAGUUAAGAUAAAGGGGGCCAGGCAGAGAAUUAUCUGUCUUACAUUGAAUACUGGUCAGUAGCCAAUGGGCGUGCCUAAUACGGAAUAGUUACAUAUAUAUGAAUUUAUAUCUUUGUCUCAAACAUUUUCCCCUUUUUUUUUUUAUUUUUUGCAUUUACCUGACCCUUGGUCAUUCGUAGAAUGUACUCAGUUUUGGGGUAGAGCCCUUCAAACUUUUGGAGGGAGUGCUGUGGUUCAGUAGCAGCCACAGCUGUGAAUAUAAAAGCAUUUUGUUUCCUUGCAACAUUUGUUUCAUAUUGACUGAACAUGAAAUUGUAUCAGAUGCCUUCUAGGGUGCCUUCUACUUUAAAUUAUUAUAUUCUGUGAGAAGUAUCAUCAUACUUUACUGAAAAUAUCUUGCAAAAACAAAGUGGUGAGAAUGCUUUUGCUUUUAUAGCUUUUAAAAAUUUAAUUUUUAAUAAUUUAAAUGUUAAAAAUGCUGUAAUUAUUGCAGUUGAGCAUUGCUUUCCUUAACUGAGAACAGAUUAUCUGUUUUAGCUGAGAUAUAGAAAUUGUAAAAGACACAAAGCAUCUUUUUAAAAUCAUUUAUGAAGCGUACUGAAAAUGUCUCCCUCUCUCUAAUUACACAUUGGAUUUUCAAAUUGUAGCACACAGUGCCUUGCAGCAGCAUUUUGUGUUGUCUGCCUGAGGCAUUUUAAAAUCUUGGAGGGCCAUUCCGCCCGGAUAUUUUUUAACACCUUGAAAAAUACUUUUAGUCUCAUUUUUCCACAUUAUCUCAAUGUAAAUCUUACAUUUAGUGAUUGUUCAAUCUCUCUGUAGUUUACAGUAUUACAUUAAAUUGAGCUGGUUUUUUUUGUUGUUGCUGUUGGUUUUUUUUUUUUUUUGCAUUUAGUUAAAAGGGAUUUCAAUAUUUAACUUUUGCAAUAUCGUAUUUUUAUUUUUCAUUUGGUUUUGAGAGUAGCAGAGCAAAUUUCUUACUAUACCUUAACAAUUUUAUUUCAGAGUACAUUUAAUACUGUUUGCUUGUUCAGGUGUCAAGACUGUUGAUUUUCCUUAUCAAUGUACUUGUACAAAAAGUGGAAUUUCAAGAUGUUAUUGCAAUUAGUAACUAUCUGCUUGCCAAAAACGUACUUAAAAUUACUAGAAAGAACAGAUGGGGAUAAAAUUUGAAUGUUGCCCAGUGUUCCAGCAUCGGAUAAUGACAAAGUAGUCAGUGCUACAGUUUUAGACUUCCCUGGUAAAUUCAUAUUUAAUGAAACAUGUUGGGAGUACCGAAUGGUGUGGAAAAAAAUAUCAUUAUGGCUGACAUAAUUUGGAUUUGAAGCAGUAGCAAAGUGAGCUCCCAGUCUCCAAAUUUAUGAUCAGUGAAUGAGAAGUAAGUUGGUUUGUUACUGUAUUUCCAUCCAAACAUAUAUUGUGAGAUCUGAGAAAGCAUUAUGACAUCUGAAAACAUAAAUAUUCCACUCGAUUCUCUCACUUAACUGUAUUUAAACCAAUAGAGCUCUGUUAAUCUGUGUAUUUAUUGUAGUUCAGAGCUAAUAUAAAAGGAGAUGAGUCUUAGCCCUUUUUUCUUUUCUGGGUGUAGAAACUACCGGUGACCAAAGGGUGAACAGGUCAGAGGAGUCUAAUGGUGAGCCACCUAAAGCAGAGACCGUGCUUUAAUGUAUAACAUUGUUACUAUAGUAUGUUUAAAACACAGUGUCUGUGUAUUCAUAAGUACAAAAUAAAUGCACCUAAUAAAAAUGAA